AUGAAACGAAUGCUAAAACAACUGCUCAUCGAUAACUCAAAGUCUUCUAUUUCUUUAACUUCUUCUCGAUUUAGCGAAGUCGUUCUUCUCGUUGGAGGUUUUUGUCGAACAAGAACCGCGACUCCUACUACUGUCGCUGCUCGUGGUGUUUCGAGUGCUUUUACUACUCGAUCUUCAUCGCGUGAUGGAAAAAAAUCCAUCGCGACUUCUUCGACGGCGUCGUCGUUUUCGUCGCUCGAUGGGAACGACGAUGAAACUGCAAACACCGCGAGUAGUGCAUCAAAGAAGAAAAACAAGUACCCGUCCAAAUUCGAUUCGAACGAGAAAGUGAACAAAGAUUUCACGCCGAACAGGUACCAAACGCAAGAGGAAAACGAACUGAAAACAAAACAAAUGAGAGAAGUGAAACGGAAGGAAUAUUUGGAGAAGAUUGUGAAAAGCGAAAACAAUCGAGAUUUUCAAUCGAGCGAUCACGCGAACGCGAUCGGAGGAGACGGGACGGUGACGAAGUAUUACGAGAACGUGGAUAUCAGAGAAGUCUCGUCGACGCAAAACCAAUACGAAAUCUUAUUAGACGGGAAACCGUUAAAGUCGCCGAAACGCGCGCAGUUUAUAUUACCGAACAAGUUGUUAGCGAGCGCAAUCGCCACGGAAUGGGCGACACAGGAGGACGAUUUGAUUCGGCCGUUUACCAUGCCGUUGAUGCAGUUAUCGUCCACGGCGUUAGAUCACAUGAGCGACUACGCGACGUUUGAUUUUCACGUGAAGAAGUUGCUCGAAUUUUUCGACGCCGAUCAAGCCGUGGUGGCGCACCCGAGCGGGAGCGAAUUAAGAGAGAUCCAGUUGAAAACAUUGAAGAAAGUGCACGAUUGGGCCAGGAGGGAGUUUGGGGAGCAGUUGAAUUUAAGUUCAGACUCGAUAUUCGCGCAACCGCAGCCGGAGGAGGUGAAACUUUUGAUGGAGAAACGUUUGCGGUCGUUGUCGCCGUGGGAGAUGACGUGUACGUUUGCGGCGGCGGCGGCAGCCAAAUCGCUCUUGAUCGGAUUAGCGUUGAAUAGAAAUAUCAUCGACCCGGAGGAGGCUUUGAAGUGCGCUCGAGUAGAGGAAGAUUAUCAAAUCGAAAGGCACGGAUUCGUCGAAGGCGGGCACGAUAUCGACAUUUCCGAUUUGCGGGUGCGAUUGACGGCGCCGCACGCUUUAAACUUAAUUUUGAAAGCGAAAAUGGGGGACGAUGUAGACAUACUAGUUCGUAAUAGUUUUAUGUAG
Bathycoccus prasinos is the source of this 1266-nucleotide messenger RNA. RefSeq names its product ATP12 ATPase. Gene Ontology annotation, cellular component: mitochondrion. The transcript has a single exon. Gene Ontology annotation, biological process: mitochondrial proton-transporting ATP synthase complex assembly. The record is from RefSeq and is a predicted model, not a curated record. NCBI's taxonomy places the organism in Eukaryota, Viridiplantae, Chlorophyta, Mamiellophyceae, Mamiellales, Bathycoccaceae. The coding region runs from base 1 to 1266 and encodes 421 amino acids.